This is a messenger RNA of Marmota flaviventris (yellow-bellied marmot), 2094 nucleotides long. RefSeq names its product glucosaminyl (N-acetyl) transferase 1 (gene Gcnt1). Gene Ontology annotation, cellular component: membrane. The record is from RefSeq and is a predicted model, not a curated record. NCBI's taxonomy places the organism in Eukaryota, Metazoa, Chordata, Mammalia, Rodentia, Sciuridae. Gene Ontology annotation, molecular function: beta-1,3-galactosyl-O-glycosyl-glycoprotein beta-1,6-N-acetylglucosaminyltransferase activity.
GGUACCGCGCGCGAGGAGCGGCCUUGUGCUCAGGUUAGGGCAUUUUUUUGAGCGUCGGGAUCAGAAACGCUCGCUCCAGACUUUUAAAAAAGCUUCAAGGGACAUAUUACCAUCACUGGAUGCCUGAUUCACUGAAGAAAACUGGCAGUGAGAGGUACUCUGAAGGGGUGCAGGAUGUUACCAAGAAUCUCAGCACUUAUUGAUCCACACUUUCCUUAGUUCUCAAUGUGCUGUUGGUCACUUUCAAGAUGCCUUUGUACUUCUGGUAAAUUCAAACUGGCAACUCUUAAGGCCACGCUGGACAGAAAAUCAGAAGGAAGAUCAUUGGUGCUGGAAGCCUAGAAGAUCACUUAGAGGAAAAUCUCGGACUGUCAUUUGAAAUGCUGAGGAAUUUAUGGCGGAGGAGACUUUUUUCUUGUCCCACUAAAUACUAUUUUAUGUUUCUUAUUUUUUCCCUAAUAACUUUCUCUGUUGUAAGGAUUCAUCAGAAGCCUGAAUUUGUAAGUGUCAGACACCUGGAGCUUGUUGGAGAUAAUCCUAGUAAUAAUAUUAAUUGCACCAAAAUUUUGCAGGGUGAUGCAAAUGAAAUCCAGAAGGUAAAGCUUGAGAUGCUAACAGUGAAAUUUAGAAAACGUCCUCGGUGGACACCAUCUGACUAUAUAAACAUGACCAGUGACUGCCCUUCAUUCAUUAAGAUGCGUAAAUAUAUUGUAGAACCUCUUAGUAAAGAAGAGGAAAACUUCCCAAUUGCAUACUCCAUAGUGGUUCAUCACAAAAUUGAAAUGCUUGACAGGCUCCUGAGGGCCAUCUAUAUGCCUCAGAAUUUCUACUGCAUUCAUGUAGACAAAAAAUCAGAGGACUCCUUUAUAGCAGCGGUAAUGGGCAUCGCAUCCUGUUUCAGUAACGUCUUUGUGGCCAGUCAGUUGGAGAAUGUAGUUUAUGCAUCCUGGAGUCGGGUUCAGGCCGAUCUCAACUGCAUGAAGGACCUCUACAGAAUGAGUGCCAAUUGGAAGUACUUGAUCAAUCUUUGUGGGUUAGAUUUUCCUACUAAAACCAACCUGGAAAUUGUCAGGAAGCUCAAGUCAUUCAUGGGUGAAAACAACCUGGAAACGGAAAAGAUGCCAUCUAAUAAAGAAGAAAGGUGGAAGAAGCAUCAUGUGGUCAUUAACGGAAAGUUGACUAAUACGGGGACUGUCAAAGUGCAUCCUCCACUCAAAACACCUCUGUUUUCGGGCAGUGCCUAUUUUGUGGUCAGUAGGGAGUACGUGAGGUAUGUGCUAGAGAAUGAAAACAUUCAAAAGUUCAUGGAGUGGGCACAAGACACGUACAGCCCAGAUGAGUAUCUCUGGGCCACUAUUCAGAGGAUCCCUGAGGUCCCAGGCUCCCUGUCCUUAAGCCACAAGUAUGACUUGUCUGACAUGCAGUCAGUUGCCAGGUUUGUCAAGUGGCAGUACUUUGAAGGUGACGUUGCCCAGGGUGCACCUUACCCACCCUGCAACGGGGUCCAUGUGCGCUCAGUGUGUGUUUUCGGAGCUGGCGACUUGAACUGGAUACUACGUAAGCACCACUUUUUUGCCAAUAAGUUUGACCUGGACGUCGAUCUCUUUGCUGUUCAGUGUUUGGAUGAGCAUCUGAGGCAUAAAGCCCUGGAGAUGUUAGAACACUGACCUCUGAAGGCAAAUUUUAGGAACAAUAAGAAAAAUACUCAAAACAUACCCCCAUCUGCUUUCUCUGCCUUGACAAUAAGAAGGAUUAUAUGGUGUCCUCUUUGGGGUGAGGAUUCUCCUAUAGUAUCUAGAGUCAACAUGAGGGGGGCACUUAAAGUGACUGGGGGCUGGAUACGGUGACAAGGCAUUGUGGAGGCGAGACCAGAAUGGGGCUGGGAGAGAGGCCAAUGUAGGAAUCAGCCUCAGGGAUUGUUAAAGAGCUCAGGGACUUAACAAAACGAGAUUUGACUUGUGCCAAAAUUAUUUUAAGGAUUUUAAAUAUAACAAUUUUCCUGAUAUGAAGAAAUUUAUAGCAAUAAUCAAUCAAGAAUAUAAAUUUAUCUCGGAUAUUAUAUUUGUUGGAAUAAAAAUUUGAUUUUACUUUAAA